AUGGUCGCUACAGCUCAGAACCUCUCCUUCGUCCUCGAAGGCGUCCACCAGGUCAAGUUCGAGGACCGCCCUAUUCCAGAGCUCAAAAACCCCCACGAUGUCAUUGUGAACGUCCAGUACACUGGCAUUUGCGGUAGCGAUGUUCACUACUGGGACCACGGUGCCAUUGGGCAAUUUGUGGUCAAGGAACCUAUGGUCCUCGGUCACGAAUCCUCCGGAGUAAUCAGUAAGGUCGGCUCAGCCGUCACGAGUCUAAAAGUCGGCGAUCAUGUUGCCAUGGAACCCGGUAUCCCCUGUCGUCGAUGCGAGCCCUGCAAGGCGGGCAAAUACAACCUCUGCGAGCAGAUGGCUUUCGCCGCCACACCCCCGUACGACGGUACUCUGGCAAAGUACUACAGCCUGCCCGAAGACUUUUGCUACAAACUACCCGAGUCCAUCAGCCUGCCCGAGGGCGCACUCAUGGAGCCUCUGGGAGUCGCCGUACACAUUGUGAGACAGGCCAACGUCACCCCGGGCCAGACCGUUGUUGUCUUUGGGGCUGGUCCAGUCGGUCUUUUAUGCUGUGCCGUGGCCAAGGCCUUUGGGGCGACUAAGAUCGUUGCUGUCGACAUCCAGAAGCCAAGGUUGGACUUUGCAAAAAAAUUCGCUGCGACGGACGUAUUUUCACCACUGAGGUCCGCUACUGAAAACGCUAUGCAAAUAAUCAAAGAGAAUGACCUUGGCCGAGGUGCUGAUGUAGCGAUUGACGCUUCAGGCGUUGAACCGUCAGUACACACUGGCAUCCAUGUUCUCCGGCCGGGUGGCACCUACGUACAAGGUGGCAUGGGGCGGAGCGAGAUGAACUUCCCCAUCAUGGCGGCUUGCACAAAAGAACUGAACCUCAAAGGUAGCUUCCGCUACGGUAGCGGCGACUAUAAGCUCGCGGUCCAACUCGUGGCUUCUGGUCGGAUCAACGUGAAGGAAUUGAUUUCCGGUACCAUCAGAUUCGCAGAUGCCGAGCAAGCGUUCAAAGAUGUCAAAGCUGGAAAGGGUAUUAAGACACUCAUUGAUCACACUAUCUAG
This is a messenger RNA of Aspergillus mulundensis, 1062 nucleotides long. RefSeq names its product NAD(P)-dependent alcohol dehydrogenase. The record is from RefSeq and is a predicted model, not a curated record. The transcript is spliced from 3 exons. Gene Ontology annotation, biological process: D-sorbitol catabolic process. NCBI's taxonomy places the organism in Eukaryota, Fungi, Ascomycota, Eurotiomycetes, Eurotiales, Aspergillaceae. The coding region runs from base 1 to 1062 and encodes 353 amino acids. Gene Ontology annotation, molecular function: L-iditol 2-dehydrogenase (NAD+) activity; zinc ion binding.